AUGUAUUCAGGGCAAUUGCUCAGCAGCACGCUACAAAGCAAGAUCAGCUAUCUUAUCCAAAAGACGGCCUUGUAUGGCACCUGCAUUCAACAACAGCCUCACAGUAGCCAUAUACAUGCUGAUGAUUUUGCUUCAAUGCUAAAGCACUCCAGUAAAAAAGGGAUGCAGGUUACUUGGAUUGGAUUUGUCUCCAAUGUUGGACUGACAGUAUCAAAAGGGGUUGCAGGCUGGUUUAUGAACUCGGCAGCACUAUUGGCGGAUGCAUCUCACUCGUUCAGUGAUCUUCUGAGUGAUUUUGUUACAUUGUAUACGUUCAAAAUGUCAAGGAAAGUACCAGACAGCACAUUUCCAUACGGAUAUGGCAAAUAUGAAACGAUAGGAUCAUUAUCUGUCUCGGCCAUACUAGUGGCGGGGAGUAUCGGUAUUAGUAUGCAUUCAUUUGAUCUGCUGUUGGAUAUAUGGAGCCAUCAUCACAGCCAAGCAGCUCAAGCAAUGAGUGCUACAGUUGCAUCAACGGUGACAACAGCAUCCGGUCAUGCCAAUCAACAACAGAAUAUACUAGAUCCCAAUGCUGCUUGGUUUGCAUUAGCGAGUGUUGGCAUUAAAGAGUGGCUAUACCGUAUUACUCUCAAAGUGGGUCAAAGUGAGCGCAGUGAUGUCCUAGUUGCAAAUGCAUGGCAUCAUCGGUCAGAUGCUUAUUCUAGUUUCGUUGCCCUUGUAGCAAUAGGAGGAUCUUAUGCUGGAAUGCCUAUCUUUGAUCCAUUGGGAGGAAUUGUCGUUUCAGGAAUGAUAUUCAAGAGCGGGGUAGACAUCAUGCGACAAUCUACAAGGGAACUGCUCGACAAAAGCAUAAGCGAGACUGAACUGGACGAAAUCAAGUCCAUUGUCGCCUCCGUCAAGAACAAAGAAGCUGACCUGCUGGAUUUCUACUCUAUUCGCGGUCGAAAAUUUGGUCCAUUCCAUCAUCUGGACCUUGUUAUUCAAUUGAAUCCUCACUUAUCCAUCACCAGAGCUCACGAUAUCGAGCAAAAAGUGAGAUUAGCGAUCAAGCAUCACUUCAGCCACGUCCAGGAAGUGAUUAUCCAUAUAGAUGCUGAGAAGCAGCCUAGACAUUUUUAA
Messenger RNA from Mucor velutinosus, 1119 nucleotides. RefSeq lists its product as uncharacterized. Gene Ontology annotation, molecular function: monoatomic cation transmembrane transporter activity. Gene Ontology annotation, biological process: transmembrane transport; monoatomic cation transport. The record is from RefSeq and is a predicted model, not a curated record. Lineage: Eukaryota; Fungi; Mucoromycota; Mucoromycetes; Mucorales; Mucoraceae. Gene Ontology annotation, cellular component: membrane. The transcript has 9 exons. The coding region runs from base 1 to 1119 and encodes 372 amino acids.